GAUCAGUCGCCAUCAGUGACAAUAAUAUUUGGGUACCGGUGCGUGUGGCCGGCAGUGUGUGCGUGUGUGUGUGCGUGGGCAUAGCUAGCAGCUAGCAACAUUUCUACGCGACCCUUUUUGGCGGCUGAUGACAAGACACACACCCGACACCGCGUUAUUUUUGGCACAGCGCAGUUCGCAGGACUGAGUGUUUUCGGGCGCGCGCGCGCGCGUGCGAUCUACCGAGCGCUGGCCACCAUUAGCGCCAUUACCUGCUACGCAACACGAUCCACGAUCGCGUCGCAUCGCAUCGCGCGGCUGUCGCGGAGGUGAAACAGGCGCUGAGCAGCUGAGACUGAGUCUGAGAGUGCCCGUGAGUGUUGCUGACACACUGAGACGCGCAUUUCCGUUUCGCGACGGGUCGAGACGACCGCAGCACACCUCUACGCCCUGCAUCAACCGAUAAGCUGACCGAGCAACCUCAAACAACAGCAACAACAACAGUCAAUCAACCGCAACUCGUUGCGUCUCAGAGAAAGGGGGAGGUUUAAGGGAGGAGGUAGCAGAUGCCAGGACUGCAAGCGUGGCGGUACCAUCUUGGCCUGCUGCUGCUGCUGCUGCUGCUCGUAGCUGCGGUGCCAGUGGCGAACGCCAAACGUGAUAUCCCUAUCGGUGCCAUCUUCCACGGUGACAACUAUGAGGCGGAGAUCGCGUUCCGGUAUGCGGUCGAGCGGGUUAACAUGCACGAGAAACACUUCGAGCUGGUGCCGCUGGUAAAGUACGUCUCGGCGGAGGACAGCUUCAAGACGGAGCGGAAGGUGUGCGAGCUGGCAGCCGAAGGGGUGACCGCCAUCUUCGGCCCCAGCUCGAUCCUGACCGCCGGUAUCGUCGGGUCCGUGUGCAAAACGCUCGAGAUACCGCACAUCGUGACGCACUGGGAUCCGGAACCGCUCGGUGGCACCGAGCCGGCACUGCAGGCGAUGACGAUCAACCUGUACCCGGAGGCGGACGUGCUGUCCCGGGCGCUGGCCGAUCUGAUCGUCGACUACAGCUGGAAGAGCUUCACCGUCAUCUACGACACGGACGAGGGGCUGAUGCGGUUGAAGGACAUCCUGCAGAUCCACGGACCGAACGAUGCACCGAUCACGGUGCGGCAGAUCGACGACGAUCCGGACUAUCGGCCGCUGCUGAAGGAUAUCCAGUCGUCCGGUGAGUCGCACAUCAUCCUCGAGAUCCGGCCCGACCGGAUCGUCGAGCUGUUGCGGCAGGCGAAGGAGGUGAAGAUGCUGGAGGAGUACCAGAGCUACAUCAUCACGUCGCUCGAUGCGCACACGAUGGACUUCGAGGAGCUGCGGUACUCGCGCUCGAACAUUACCGCCCUCCGGCUGAUGGACACGAAGAGCUUCGACAUCAAGAACGCGGUGCACGACUGGGAGCAGGGGGAGGCGCGCAUGAAACGGCUGUUCCGGGUAUCGCCCGAGCACGUCCAGACCGAGUCGGCGCUGUACAACGAUGCGGUCAAGAUUUACGCCACCGCGAUCCGGGAGCUCGACGCAACCGAGGAGAUCACCCCGUCCCGGUUGUCCUGCGGCAGCAAAAACCUGCGCCAGUGGCCGUUCGGGUUGCGUAUCGUCAACUACAUGAAGGUGAAAACCGAACACGGCAUCACCGGACCGAUCAUCUUCGACGAUUACGGGCGCCGGACGCACUUCCACCUGGACAUUAUCGAGCUGAGCAAGGAGGAGGGCUUCAAGAAGAUCGCCACCUGGGACCCGACGCACGGCGUCAACUAUACGCGCAGCCAGGGCGAGGUGUACUCGCAGAUCGUCGAAUCGCUGCAGAACAAAACGUUCAUCGUCGCGUCCCGCAUCGGUGCACCCUUCCUAAUGCACAAGGAGAAGAAGGAGGGCGAGUUUCUCGAGGGUAACAACCGGUUCGAGGGCUACUCGCUCGAGCUGAUCGACGGUAUCUCCAAGAUCCUCGGCUUCCAGUACCGGAUGGAGCUGGUACCGGAUGGGAAGUACGGUUCCUACAACAAGAUCACCAAGAAGUGGGACGGUCUGGUGAAGCAUCUGCUCGAUCGGAAAGCGGAUCUCGCCGUCUGCGAUCUAACCAUCACGUACGAACGGCGCACGGCGGUCGACUUUACGAUGCCGUUCAUGACGCUCGGUAUCAGCAUCCUGUACGCGACGCCGGUCCAGCAACCGAAGGAUCUGUUCUCCUUCCUGUCGCCCCUAUCGCUGGACGUGUGGAUCUAUAUGGCGACCGCCUAUCUGGGCGUUUCGGUGCUCCUGUUCGUGCUGUCCCGGAUGGCACCGGCCGACUGGGAGAAUCCGCACCCGUGCAAGCAGGACAACGACGAGGUGGAAAACAUCUGGGACAUGCUGAACGCGCUCUGGCUGACGAUGGGUUCGAUCAUGGGGCAGGGUUGCGAUAUACUGCCGAAGGCCGUCUCGACGCGCCUGGUGGCGGGCAUGUGGUGGUUCUUUGCCCUCAUCAUGCUCUCCUCGUACACCGCCAACCUGGCCGCCUUCCUCACGAUGGAGCGGAUGGACGCGACGAUCGAGUCGGCCGAGGAUUUGGCGAAGCAGAGCAAAAUCAAGUACGGUGCGGUCGUUGGCGGUAGUACGAUGUCGUUCUUCCAGACCUCCAACUUUUCCACCUACCAGCGGAUGUGGGCAGCGAUGGAAUCGGCCCGCCCGUCCGUCUUUACGAAGAGCAACGACGAGGGCCGGGAUCGCGUUAUCAAGGGGAAGCGGCUGUACGCGUUCCUGAUGGAGUCGACCUCGCUCGAGUACAUGACCGAGCGGUACUGCGAGCUGACGCAGAUCGGUGGGCUGCUCGACUCGAAGGGCUACGGUAUCGCGAUGCCAGUCAAUUCCCCGUACCGGACGGCCAUCAGCGGGGCGGUGCUGAAGAUGCAGGAGGAGGGCAAGCUGCACCAGCUGAAGACGCGCUGGUGGAAAGAGAUGCACGGUGGGGGCCGCUGUGACGGUAAGGCGUCAUCGGCGGCGAGCGACAGUGCAGCCGAACUCGGUAUCGGUAACGUCGGUGGUGUGUUUGUGGUACUUGCGAUCGGUUGCUCCUGUGCGUUCAUCAUCGGUAUACUGGAGUUCCUCUGGAACGUACGGAAGGUGGCGGUCGAGGAGAAGAUUACACCGUGGGAUGCGCUGAAGGCGGAACUGAAGUUUGCGCUCAACAUCUCCGUGACGUCGAAACCGGUCCACAACACGCUCAGCGAAUCGACGGCCAGUGGGAAGAGUUCGCUUCGCUCGAAGUCGGAGUCACGUCGGGACUCGGAGGUGGCCGGCCGGGGUAAUAACGUCCGGACCGGGGCGAGCCUCAUGAACCUCGAUAAGCUCGGUCUUGGGUUCGGCAAAAACUAGCACCUCGGAUAGUGACCCCUUUUUGUUAGUAUGUCUUAGUCUACCAUAUGUAUGUGUACAUGUCUGUCAGUGUGCG
Molecule: messenger RNA, 3441 nt
Organism: Anopheles darlingi
Lineage: Eukaryota; Metazoa; Arthropoda; Insecta; Diptera; Culicidae
Product: glutamate receptor ionotropic, kainate 2-like
Exons: 7
Coding region: 546-3365 (939 amino acids)
Biological process (GO): synaptic transmission, glutamatergic; modulation of chemical synaptic transmission; monoatomic ion transport
Cellular component (GO): postsynaptic membrane; plasma membrane
Molecular function (GO): glutamate-gated receptor activity; transmitter-gated monoatomic ion channel activity involved in regulation of postsynaptic membrane potential
Source: RefSeq, a predicted model, not a curated record